UUCCGGGCGGGGCGCCACUUCCGGUUCCGGCGGCGGGCUACAAAGCUCUGCGCCGGAUAGUUGGUUUCCUUUUUUCGGAGUUGGUUUGAGGCUUCGAGUCGGCUCGCGAGGCGCCCCCGCCCCGUUCCCUCCACCCUCCGAGGUGGCAGCUGCGCAGGAGUCUGCAGCCUCCUUUUCCAGAGUUCCAGAAUGGAGACUGAAGGGUACCUAGAAACACAAAGAAAUAGAGAAGUCCAGAAUGAUAAAAUGAGGCCACCGUCAAAUGAGAUGAUGGCUGAGGAGCCAGAAGUUGUCCUAAUAUCGGCUCCCCAGGUCCAGGCUCCACGAGAGCCUUCUGGGCUUCCAGCAGAGAGCCUCGAUGAAGAUUCUCUUGAAGACCUUGAGACCAUGCCACGAAGGAAUCCUCCUAACGCGGCAGCCUCCAGGCAGAGGUUCCGGAAAUUCCGCUAUGAGGAUGCAGCUGGUCCCAGGGAUGUCCUGAGACAUCUCCAGGAGCUUGCUGGACAGUGGCUGAGACCCGAUAUUCACACAAAGGAGCAGAUUGUGGAGAUGCUGGUGCAGGAGCAGUUCCAGGCCGUCCUGCCGGAGGAGCUGAGAGCUCGGGCCCAGAGAUGUCAGCCUGGGGUCAGAAUCACUGGCUAAGUCCUGUCACAGGGUUCUUGCUCAGCCUACAUGUGAGAAGUAACCAAACGUUCUCUUUGUUGCAAGAGCCAACAACGGUCAUGGGGAAAUGUGAACCUCGGGUUUUUUUUUUAGCUUGCCUUUAACUAGUUGUAAUAAGAAUCCAUCAGAACCCAUGUUUGGACCUCUCUCUGGCUGAGGCAGCUCUAAUUCUGGGACUGAGCUCCAGAAAGAGCUUCUGUUAGGACCUUCGUGUUAGGACAAUCAGCCUGUUGCUUGUUUUUGCUCUGCUGAAUGCCUCCUUUUUUGCACUUUCUGACAUGCUUUAAUAUAUUGUUAUGUAUCCAAAGAGGUAAUUGCUUCAACUUUCAGAAUUCUUGAUUCUUGCGGUGGUGGCAUGAAUGGAAGCUUCUGUAACCCCACCGGUAACUCAGAUGUCCUUGAAAUAUUAAAGUUUGGUCCUUAAUCACAA
Zalophus californianus (California sea lion) is the source of this 1093-nucleotide messenger RNA. Its product is annotated as SCAN domain-containing protein 1-like. The record is from RefSeq and is a predicted model, not a curated record. Lineage: Eukaryota; Metazoa; Chordata; Mammalia; Carnivora; Otariidae. The transcript has 2 exons. Bases 190 to 642 code for a protein of 150 amino acids.